UUUACUAUCAGAUGUUGCUCAUAAUAAUGCUGGAGUUAAGAAGUUUCCAUUCUUUUGCUCCAAACCAGAAGACUUUUUUCCAUGUAUGUAGAAUAAAAAUAAUGUUUAAAAACAACUGGCUGGCAUUUAAAACUGAAGAUUAUCAUGACUAAGUCCUAUACUGAAGUAAGAUUAAUUGUCUUGGAAAUACUAAAUUGGGGUAACCCAAAUCUACUUCUGGAACCAUGAAAAUUUUGCUGGUUUUUGACUUUGACAAUACAAUCAUAGAUGACAAUAGUGACACUUGGAUUGUACAAUGUGCUCCAGGCAGAAAGCUUCCUAUUGAACUCAAAGAUUCUUAUCAAAAAGGAUUUUGGACAGAAUUUAUGGGCAGAGUCUUUAAGUAUUUGGGAGAUAAAGGUGUAAGAGAAGAUGAAAUGAAAAGAGCAGUGACAUCAAUGCCUUUCACUCCAGGGAUGGUGGAACUUUUCAACUUUAUAAGAAAGACUAAGGAUAAAUUUGACUGUAUCAUUAUUUCAGAUUCAAAUUCAGUCUUUAUAGAUUGGGUUUUAGAAGCUGCCGAUUUUCAUGAUGUGUUUGAUAAAGUGUUUACAAACCCAGCAGCUUUUGAUGGCAAUGGUCAUCUCACUGUGGAAAAUUAUCAUGCUCAUUCUUGCAACAGAUGCCCAAAGAAUCUUUGCAAAAAUGUAGUUUUGGUAGAAUUUGUAGAUAAACAGUUACAACAGGGAGUGAAUUAUACACAAAUAGUUUAUAUAGGUGAUGGUGGAAAUGAUGUCUGUCCAGUGACCUUUUUAAAGAAGAAUGAUAUUGCCAUGCCACGGAAAGGAUAUACCUUACAGAAAACUCUUUCCAGAAUGUCUCAAAAUCUUGAGCGUAUGGAAUCUUCUAUUGUAGUGUGGUCCUCAGGUGUUGAAAUAAUUUCUCAUUUACAAUUCCUAAUAAAGGAGUGAUAUGCCA
Messenger RNA from Propithecus coquereli (Coquerel's sifaka), 957 nucleotides. RefSeq names its product phosphatase, orphan 2 (gene PHOSPHO2). Gene Ontology annotation, molecular function: phosphatase activity. Bases 225 to 950 code for a protein of 241 amino acids. NCBI's taxonomy places the organism in Eukaryota, Metazoa, Chordata, Mammalia, Primates, Indriidae. The transcript is spliced from 3 exons. The record is from RefSeq and is a predicted model, not a curated record.